GGUCUCACUGUAUAGCCACAUGUCUCACACGGCACUGAGGCUUUAAGAGGACCAGAGACAGAGAAAGGAGAAAGGAGAGAGAGAGCUGGGUUCACUUCUUCAUCAUCUUCCUCACUCAUUUGGAUUACUGAGGGUACAACAGACAGGUCUCACGAUGGGAGGUAAGCUGAGCAAGAAGAAGAAGGGAUAUGAUGUCAGUGACCCUAAAGAGAAAAAGGAGGAGAGUGCUGUGGUAGCUACAGCUUCAGAGCAGAAAGCUGAAGCUCCUCAAACAAACCAGGAUGGAGGUGCGGAGAUCAAAGCAGAGCAAGUGGCUGAGAGUGCUACAGCUCCUCCUGAACCUCCUUCAGAAGCUUCAACCAAGCAGACCGUUUCAUCAAACGAGGAACAAGUGAAAGAAAAGCCUGCAGAAGCUGCGACUGCCACGGUGGAAGCUAGUUCAGUUCCACAAGAACUAACAUCUGCCCCGGAGACACCUGUACCUGCAAAAGAGGAGCCCACACCAACCUCAGAAAAAACAGCAGCUGCCCCAGUGGAAACUGCACUUGCCUCCGAAGACAAAUUAGCUGAACCUGUACUUGCCCCAGAGCAAUCCAUACCUGCCUCAGAUAAACUAACAGCUGCAACUGUCUCUGAGGAACUAGUAGCUGCCCCUGUGGAACCCGCAAGUGCAGAACCUGCGUCUGAAGAAUCAAUAGCUGCCCCUGUGGAAGCUGCAUCUGCACCCGCAGAACCUGCCCCUGAAGAAUCAAUAGCUGCCCCUGUGGAAUCUGCUCCUUUGGAACCUGCCUCUGAAGAAUCAGUAGCUACCCCUGUGGAAUCUGCUCCUGCCUAUGAAGAACCAGUAGCUGCCCCAGAAGAACCUGCACCUGUCUCUGAAGAACCAGCAGCUGCGCUUGUGGAACCUGCACCUAUCGCUGAAGAACCUGUAGCUUCUCCUGUGGAACCUGAACCUGCCUUAGAUAAACCAGUAGCUACUCCUGUGGAAUCUGCUCCUGCCUUUGAAGAACCAGUAGCUGCCCCAGAAGAAUCUGCACCUGUCUCUGAAGAACCAGCAGCUGCCCAUGUGGAACCUUUACCUACUUCAGAAGAACCAGUAACUACCCCUGUGGAAUCUGGUCCUGCUUCAGAAGAACCAAUAGCUGCCUCUCUGAAAUGUUCGCCUAUCUCUGAAGAACCAGUAGCUGCCCCAGAGGAACCUGCACCUGCCUCAGAAGAAUCAGCAACAAAUCAAAUAGUUGUUGCCCCAGUUCAGGAACCACCAGUUGUACCUAAAGAGGCUGCUUUUUCCGCAGUAGGGGCUGCAGCUCCCUCAGAUGAACCAGAGAAAAAACCAGCUCUAGCUGAAGCUGUUCCUACCCUAGUAGAGUCUGUUGCUGUCCCAGAGGAACUUGCGUCUGUCCCAGUAGAAAAUGUUGUUGCCAUGGUGGAGCCCACAGCUGCACCAGAGGAACCAUCAGCAGUACAAGAAGAGAAUGUUUCUGCUCCCUUAGGGACUGAAGCUGCAUCCAGCGAACCAACAGCUGCCCUGGAGGAACCAUCAGUGCCUGUAGAAAGAACUUGUGUGCCACAGGAACCUGUACCAGAGGAAUCUGACCUACAUGAACAAUCUGUUGCACCCGAGGAACCACUGGCUACACAAGAAGCUGCUUCUGCCCCAGUAGAGGCUGCAGAUGUCUCUGAGGAACCUUUAGAUUCCCCAGUGGAGACAGUUCCUAUCUCUGAAGAACCAUUACCUGCACCAGUAGAGAGUAGAGUGGUCUCUGAGGUGGCUGUAAGUGAUCCAGAGGAAUCUGAGCCUGUGGCCACCUCAGAGCAGGUAGAAAUGAAACCAGAUGAGCCUGUAAUCGCACGAGAAGAGCCUGAAGCUGCUCAAGUGGAGCUUGCAGCUGAACAUGUAGUACAGGAAGCUGUCCAGGAAGUUCUAAAUGCCAUGGAAGUACAAGCUGAGAUCACAGAACUUUCAGGGAUUUUAGAACAAGAAGCAAAACUGGAGUCUGAAACACUAGCACCUUCUGUCCCAGAGCCAGAAGCUAAUCCUGAAUCUCUUGUAGAUGCUGAGGAACCCAUUCCUGAGAUCGUCAUUUCAGAAUCCACCUCAGCCAACGAGAUUGUACCUGCAGAACCCUGCAGGGUUACGGAGGAGAAGCUGGAAAAUGGAGAAUGUGAAAGUGCUGGAUCAAUAGAAGAACCUUCACCAGCAUUAGCUAAAGAAAAUGGAGUGUGUCAGGAGCAGAUGAUGGGUGAUGCUCCUGUAGAUGGUCCAGUAGAUGCUCUGGUAGCUGAACUUCAAGGAAAGGAGUUUGUGAAUGGCGUGGUGGCUGAAGAGGAACUGAACUGUGAUCUGAAAAAGGAUUUAAACAUGGCUGGUGAUGUUGGAGACGUGGAGGAGUGUCUCAGUGCUGCAGUGAGCCAGGCUGUAGAUACAGCAUGAAAAGAAAAGAAAACCCCUCAUACCCCUGACGUCCAUCUUGAAGAAAAACAGUACUCCAACGAUACAGACUUCCUGAAAUCUAAACGUCCAAACUGCCUUCACAGUGACUCAGGUGCAGGGAGUUCCUGGUUACAACCACUAAAGAACAAGAGAUGAAGAACAGAGAAAGUUAAAAAGGAGGAAAAAAGAGAUGAAGAAAGAGAGAAGAAGAAGAAUAUGAAGAAGAAAAAGAAGACAAUGAAGCUGAUGAUGAUGAUGAUGAUGAUGAUGAUGAUGAAGGAGAAGAUGAUGAAGAAGAGUGCAUUUCACUAUGUUGUGUUUGGUGAGCUCUGAUCUGGUUAAAAUGUAGAAACCAGAAAAAAUGUGAACGCUGAUUAAACAUAAAAAAAAAAAAGACACUGGACAAUAACCAUGAAAAAAAAAACAA
Messenger RNA from Hemibagrus wyckioides, 2861 nucleotides. RefSeq names its product proteoglycan 4. The record is from RefSeq and is a predicted model, not a curated record. Bases 155 to 2434 code for a protein of 759 amino acids. The transcript is spliced from 2 exons. NCBI's taxonomy places the organism in Eukaryota, Metazoa, Chordata, Actinopteri, Siluriformes, Bagridae.